This is a messenger RNA of Engraulis encrasicolus (European anchovy), 3497 nucleotides long. RefSeq names its product Na(+)/H(+) exchange regulatory cofactor NHE-RF2. Bases 620 to 1723 code for a protein of 367 amino acids. Gene Ontology annotation, molecular function: signaling receptor binding; protein-membrane adaptor activity. Gene Ontology annotation, biological process: protein localization to plasma membrane. The transcript is spliced from 6 exons. Lineage: Eukaryota; Metazoa; Chordata; Actinopteri; Clupeiformes; Engraulidae. Gene Ontology annotation, cellular component: apical plasma membrane. The record is from RefSeq and is a predicted model, not a curated record.
UUCUAGUUCCACUGGAGGUCAUUCCGCUAGCUAGACGAAAUGCUUUUAGUUGUUGAUGUUGGGCUUUUUUAACGAAGUUUGCAUCAAUUUGCCUUGAUCUUUGGCAACCACCAGAACCAGAACCAUCAUUGAAGGCGCUGAAUAGCGGACAGUGCGCUGCACGGGCUGCUGCAGGAGCUCCUGUCCUGUCCCGGCAGAGACAUGGUUUCAUAGUCCGCCGCCCGCUCCACUUUGGAUCCAUUUACGCAUGCAGAGGCGGUCGGAUGUUCUUACCGAGUCGGCGCGAGGCAAGGACAAGAGAGAACGGGAGAGAGACCAAGAGACACGCAGAUAGAAAGGGGAGAGACACACACAGAGAAAAGGUUAUUUGCGUGAUCUGAAUUUCAAUCAACUUCUCAGGCGGCGUCCACAACUUCGGAUGAAGUGCACCAAUGCUUGACGCGGAGGCAGAUUGGGCCAUAUUUAAAAGUCGAGCUUAAGGUUAUUUGUGUUGUUGUUGCUGCUGUUGUUGUUGUUGCUGUUGUUUAUGGAUGGUCGACUGGUUGGAUUUUGCAGAGCGUCGCGUUAACCUUAAACUGGAACUUUUGGAGUAGCCUAAGUGGCACGGACACACGGAGUGAUGGCGGGCGAGCUGAAACCGCGACUGUGCCUAAUGACGAAAGGGGACAACGGAUACGGCUUCCACUUGCACGGGGAGAAGGGCAAGAGCGGACAGUACAUCCGGAAAGUGGAGCCCGACUCCCCGGCGGAGGCCUCGGGGUUACGCGCCGGGGACCGGGUGGUGGAGGUCAACGGAGAGAACGUGGAGAGAGAGACGCACCAUCAGGUGGUCCAGCGUAUCAAGGCGGUGUCAGGAGAGACCAGUCUGCUGGUCGUGGAUCGUGAGACGGAUGAGUACCUGCGUAGUCUCCGGCUCCCCUGCUCCGCAACCAUGGCGACGGACCCCGCGGCAACAGGCCACGCCUCUUCCUCGGCCUCCGCCUCGUCGCCGCCCCCCACGCCCAGUAAGCGCCACGCGACCUCCGACCCCCCCAAACCCAGCCGACGCUCCCCCUCACGUGCCCACAAGAAGGCGGCCUCAGCAGCGUCCCUAGUGGCGUCCGGUGGUAGUGGCGAUGGCGGCGAGCUGGCUCCACGCCUGUGCCACCUGGUGCGCGCCGAGACGGGCUACGGCUUCAACCUGCACAGCGAGAGGUCGCGACCCGGACAGUACAUACGCUCCCUAGACCCCGCCUCCCCCGCAGACCGCGCCGGACUCCGACCACAGGACAGACUCAUCGAGGUGAACGGGGUGAAUAUCGAGGGCAUGCGCCAUGCGGAGGUGGUGGCCUUCAUCAAAGGGGGGGGAGGGGAGACGAGGCUGCUGGUGGUGGACCCCGACACAGACACACACUUCAGGAAGAUGGGCAUCACGCCAAGCAGCCAACACCUCAGAGACUCCGAGGGCCAGUCUUUCUCCAACGGCUCCCCCAGCCCGCGCAUCAACGGCAGCAGCUCCGCCUCCCACUCCACACACUCCGACAUCAGCAGCACCGACGCCAGCACACUGAUGUCAGAGGGCUCUGCGGGUGGUGGCAGUGUGUUGGACCCGUUCGCUGAGCUGGGUCUGCGUCUGAGCGUGACGGCUGCGGAGGCGCGGGAGAAGGCGCACGCCAAACGCAACAAGCGCAGAGCGCCCAACAUGGACUGGAGCAGGAAGUACGAGAUGUUCAGCAACUUCUAGAGCUGACCUGCCCUGGACGCGGACACACACACACACACACACACACACACACACACACACACACACACACACACACACACACACACAUACACACACACACACACACACACACACCCCCAACAUGGACUGGAGCAGGAAGUACGAGAUGUUCAGCAACUUCUAGAACUGACCUGCCCUGGACGCGGACACACACACACACACACACACACACACACACACACACACACACACACACACACACACACACACACACAACAUGGACUGGAGCCGCAAAUACGAGAUGUUCAGCAACUUCUAGAGCUGACCUAGACACCUGGACGUGUGCGCACACACACACACACACACACACCCCCAACAUGGACUGGAGCAGGAAGAACAAGAUGUUCAGCAACUUCUAGAGCUGACCUGGACGCGGUCAAGCUCACACACACACACACACACAUGCAUACAUACACAUGACAGACCCAAACACCAUUUUAAGAACUUUGAAAACAAUCCUAUAUUGGGAAAAAAAACAUUGAAACGUUAUCUACAUUAUCUACGUUAUCUAUGUUAAAAAUCUUUUUGGGACUUCUAUUCUCCACACACACACGCAAACACACACAUACACACACACAAAGAGAAACAGGCUCAAACUGAAAUUCAAACCAUCCAAGUGUGACAGGUGGCUGCGAGGAGAGAGCUCUCAGGAUUGGCUACUUCCCUGUCACAUGACCAAGAUGGUGGUGGAUGCUAUGCUCUGGUUGGUCGGUUGCUUCCUCCUCCAUGUCCGUGAUUGAUCGACAGACAUACAGGGUGCAUUCCAAUAUGUGUCCUUGCCUCCUCCACUUGUGCUUGUCUCCUCGUCCCGCCUCCUGGCCCCUCCUCCGUGGAGAAAACGAUAAAGUUUCCCAGCUGUCAGCCUCGCCACAACAACUUUUGAGGGACUGUUUUUCAUUCACCAUCCCAAUUGCAAAUGAGAAAAAGACUUUACAAUUGAGCUUUUGCAAGAUAUUGAAAUAUAAUGCUGUUGUCAGUGAUGUCAUCAUGACGAGAAGCAAGUGGAGGAGGCAAGUGGAGGAGGCAAGGUCACAUAUUGGGAUGCACCCACAGACAGCCGGACAUGAGGGAGGGUCCUCUGUGAGGGGCCGUGGCCAAUCAGCAUCCUCGGACAUCUACCUCCUGCUUCCAGCCUCUCACUUCCUGUUGUACAGACGUCCAAUCAACUCUCUUUGAAUUUUGUGACAGACAGUCAAGUCGACCAAUCAGGGGCGAGCUGUGAGCUGUGCAAGGGACAUUCAGCCACUAUAAUGGGAGACCCCACUAGGCCUAUCACGUGAGCUGUGAGGGUCAUGUGACAUGAUAUAUGUAAAUAUGACUGGUGGAGAGAGGAGGUGUGAUGAGUCACCUCUGCCACAAGAGGGGGCCAGUGUUACAGACAAUCAAGCAGUCGCGCAUGCUGCAAUGACUGGAUUACACACACACACACACACACACACACACACACACACACACACACACACACACACACACACACACACACACACACACACACACACACACACACACACACACACACACACACACACACACACACACUCACGCACUCCAUAUUGACUGGAACACACACACACAGUAUUAGCUCAUAAACACAGGUAAGCACAAUCAAUAUGUCAAUGAGUGCAAGCUUCUUGUCCAGAAAGAUGACCGCGAAAAGUGUGUGUGUGUGUGUGACUGUGUGCGGGUGCGGGUGUCUGUGGGUGUGUAUAUGUGUGUGUGUGUGUGUGUCUGUGUG